Raphanus sativus (radish) is the source of this 5578-nucleotide messenger RNA. Its product is annotated as lysine-specific demethylase JMJ29. Gene Ontology annotation, biological process: regulation of transcription by RNA polymerase II. The record is from RefSeq and is a predicted model, not a curated record. Gene Ontology annotation, molecular function: chromatin DNA binding; histone H3K9 demethylase activity; transcription coregulator activity. Gene Ontology annotation, cellular component: histone deacetylase complex; chromatin. Bases 160 to 3240 code for a protein of 1026 amino acids. The transcript has 13 exons. Lineage: Eukaryota; Viridiplantae; Streptophyta; Magnoliopsida; Brassicales; Brassicaceae.
CAAAGUGUGAUUUUAACGGUGAGAUCACGAACCUUGGCUCUUCCCCUCUCUUUUUCUUCUUUUAUAAUCAGCUAAGUAGCGAGCGAACUCGAGAAUCGUUAGCUGCGUGCGUGCUAGGGUUUAGAUAUAGAAUCAUCGUCGCUUCGAAUCCAACUUAACAUGGAGUCCGAUGGAGCUGAUUUCAAGGAGGCUUAUAGCCUGAUGGAGAGUUCUCUGUUUUCCUUUCAAUGUAUUUGGUCUACGAAGAAGAAGAGAAGUUCGAAAUCAGUUAAGUCCAAAGAGUUUAGCAGUGGUAGUAGUAGUAGUAGUAGUAGUAGGGAAGAGGGAGGCAUGAGGUCGCGUCCUGUGAUAUUCAGAGUCUACAGUAGGAAAAGGAAGCGGCUUUCACCUGCAGCAUCUCAUGAGAAACUGCAGCAACACUCUGUGGAUGAUGAUGAUGAUGGUAUUGUAUUAGGUGAUUGGAUUAGACAAAUGAGGAGGAUCAGAGUGCAAAGUGAGGAAGAUAAGCGCAAAGAAUCUGAGAUGAAGACUGUGUCUGUAAUGAAAGUGGAACCUUUAGGAGAUCGUGGUUGCACAAUGUUACCUAGUUGGGGUUCUGUUGGAUUCACUAGUAAAAGGAAGAAGAGACGCAAAGUAGAAUUUGAAGUUAAAUCUGAGAUGAAGCCAAUGUCUGUUAUGGAAGUGGAACCUUCUGAAGAUCAAGAUUGCGGGAUCUUAGCUAGUAGAAGGAAAGAGAGACGCCAAGUAGAACUUGAGGUUAAAUCUGAGGUGAAGUCAAUGUCUGUUAUGGAAGUGGAACCUUCUGAAGAUCAAGAUUGCGGAUUGUUAGCUAGUAGAAGGAAAGACAGACGGCAAGUAGAACUUGAAGAAGAUGUGGCUUGGGAAGAAGAACUUCAUAUGAUCUCUAAGAUCAAGACGACAAAUCGAAGAAGAAGAAGAGGUUCCCACAGUCCAGAACAUGUCACACGUGCUAGUGGUUCACGCUCACGUUCACCAGCUUCGGAGGUAUCGGAUUCCCUUGUGAAAAAUGGGUGUUCUGAUGACUGCGCAAGCAUCAAAAUUACUUCAAAAGAUUCUAAGGAAUGCAACGCCAUUUGCCAUCAGUGCUUGAAAGGGGAAAGGAUAACACUUGUCAUUUGCAGUGAAUGUGAAGAGACAAUGUAUUGUCUUCAGUGCAUAAGGAAAUGGUAUCCGCAUCUAUCCGAGGAUGAGGUCGUUGAUAAAUGUCCUUUCUGCCGCAAAAACUGUAAUUGCAACAGAUGCCUGCAUUUGAAUGGUUUAAUCAAGACAACGAAGAGGGAACUCGCGAAUUCUGAAAUACGCCAUCAUCUCCAAUACUUGAUUGCUUUGAUGCUUCCGUUUCUGAAUAAGUUAUCCGAGUCCCAGAAUCAAGAGAUUGAAAUUGAGGCGAAGGCUCGAGGAUUACAGCCUUUUGAAGUUGACGUAACUAGCGCUGUGAGCUACUGUGAUGAACGUGUAUACUGUGAUCACUGUGCAACUUCAAUUGUUGACUUGCACCGGAGCUGCCCAAAGUGCUCUUUCGAGCUUUGUUUGAACUGUUGUCAAGAGAUUCGCGAAGGUUCUAUUUCCCAACGCCCUGAAAUGAAGCCGCAGUAUGUUAAUAAAGGAUACAAGUACAUGCAUGGUUUAGAGAUGGAACCGAGCUCCUCUUCUGUUUAUGAGGAGGAUGAAGAAGCUAACACAUCCGCAAAGUGGAAUGCUGGUUCCGAUGGGAGCAUCACUUGUGCACCAAAAGAGCUAGGUGGUUGCGGUGAAUGUAUGUUGGAGCUUACGCGAAUCCUACCACAGAACCGGAUCUCAGACCUGGAACAAAAGGCAGAGGCUUUCUUGGCAUCAUACGAUAACAGCCCUCGAGUGUCGAAUUGUAAGUGUUCUGCCUUGGAGACAGAUAUGACAAGGAAAGCAGCUUCCAGGAGUGGAUCAAGCGACAACUACUUGUUCUGCCCACGAUCUCUUGAUAUUUUAAAGGAAGAAGAGCUUCUACAUUUUCAAGAACAUUGGACAAAAGGUGAACCGGUAAUCAUUAGGAACGCUCUUGAUAACACACAUGGUUUAAGCUGGGAACCGAUGGUUAUGUGGAGGGCGUUAUGCGAAAACUUGGACUCAACAGCAAGUUCUAAGAUGUCUGAAGUGAAAGCUAUUGAUUGUUUAGCUAACUGUGAGGUGGAGAUCAAUACUCGUCACUUCUUUGAAGGUUAUAGCAAAGGAAGAACAUAUGAAAACUUCUGGCCUGAGAUGUUAAAGCUAAAGGACUGGCCUCCUUCUGAUAAGUUUGAAGAUCUUUUACCUCGUCACUGUGACGAGUUCAUAUCCGCAUUACCUUUCCAAGAAUAUAGCGAUCCAAGAACCGGUAUCCUCAACAUUGCAGCAAAGCUUCCUGAAGGACUUAUCAAACCAGAUUUGGGUCCAAAAACGUACAUUGCCUACGGGAUUCCAGAUGAGCUUGGUAGAGGCGACUCCGUGACUAAGCUUCACUGCGAUAUGUCAGACGCGGUGAAUAUUCUGACGCAUACAACUGAAGUGACAUUAAGUCAAGAACAGAUAUCUGCAGUCAAAGACCUGAAGCAGAAGCACAAAGAACAGAACAAGCUAGAGGAACAGGGCAGUGGAGACAAUGGCAUUGCCUGCGGCCAUGAGGAAGAAAGAUUGAACAUGCCAGAGAUUCUGAGCUAUGAAAAAGAGCAGAAUCAUGGCCAAACAGGAAGUGCUCUUUGGGACAUUUUUAGGAGAGAAGAUGUUCCGAAGUUAGAAGAGUAUCUAAGAAAGCAUUGCAAAGAAUUUAGACACACUUUUUGUUGUCCGGUUACAAAGGUUUAUCACCCUAUACAUGACCAGUCAUGCUUUUUAACAGUCGAGCAUAAAAGAAAACUCAAGGCGGAGUUCGGGAUCGAACCAUGGACAUUUUUGCAAAAGCUAGGAGAAGCUGUGUUUAUUCCCGCGGGUUGCCCUCAUCAAGUCCGGAAUCUAAAGUCGUGCACCAAAGUUGCUGUUGACUUUGUGUCACCGGAGAACAUCCACGAGUGUCUACGUCUUACCGAAGAGUUUCGUCAACUUCCCAAGAACCACAAGGCCAGAGAGGACAAACUUGAGUUUUUUUGUCCAAAAAGGGGGGGAAGCAGUGAGGCCUUGCCCGAAAAUAUAGCUGUUAAUUGGGUUGUCCGUGUCCAUUUGUCUAUGUCGAUAUGUCGAGAUGGACAUUUCUUGUUUGUGGACAAAUAAGGAUCAUGCCUCAGGACAAAGGAUUAACUUUGAGAAAUCAGCAAUCACUUUCGGAAAAAAGGUGCCUCCUGAAAAUAUGGAAAAUUUAAAGAAUAUUCUAAGUAUCACCAAUGAAGACGGCAAUGGAAAAUACUUAGGUAUCCCAGAGCACUUUCACGGUUCCAAGAUCCAGGCCUUCGCCUAUGUACAAGACAAUGUACAUAAAAAGGUUAACGGAUGGACAGCAAAAUAUCUGUCCAGAGCCGGCAAAGAAGUUAUGAUAAAAUCUGUGUCAUCAGCAAUUCCGACAUAUCCAAUGUCGUGUUAUCUCCUACCUAAAGGAUUAUGUAAGAAGAUAUCUAGUGCAAACUCUAAUUUUUGGUGGGGUUCUGGUCCAAACUCAAAAGGUAUGCACUGGAUAGCAUGGGACAAAAUCUGUCUUCCUAAAAAGGAAGGCGGGAUUGGGUUUCGGUCACCCGAGGAAUUUAAUAUAGCUUUACUAGCUAAACAACUUUGGCGACUUGAACAAAACCCAAACUCCCUACUUACACGUGUCCUUAAAGGAAGAUAUUUUCAAAAUUCGCAUCCGUUCAAAGCACCAAAAGAGGACACUACGAGUGGAGUAGGAUGGAUCCUACAACUACAAGAUGGAUCAAUAGACCUACUUGGGCUCCAAGGCUGUCACAAGUAACUCUCGCCUUUACAUACCGAACUUAAAAGUUUGAUAUGGGCCUUGAAAUGUUUGUCUCGCCAUCAUCGGUACUGCAACUAUUUUGUUACCGACUCUCAGGAGUUGGUCAAAAUGAUCGACACACCUGAAGAUUGGCCAGCCUUCGCAGCUGAACUCAACGAGUUUAAAACUCUAUAGACGUCCUACCAAGACGGGCAACUAGUCUACAAAGAAAAAUUCAGUAACAUCCAAGCCGACUUCCUGGCAAGACAAGCUCGAACAAGGAAGCGUGUUUUCUCUUAUGUUAACACAGGGGUGCCACAUUGGAUUGAUAUUCGCAACUCGGCUUUCGCUGAUUCGUACUAGGAUUUAUCUUAGUAUCUUAUCGUGUAAAGAAAAAAAAAGGAUCAUGUCCAUUAGAGACUAAAUAUAUUAAGGAAUCAUACCCAUUUACGACCAUGUUUAUGUGGGGUUUUCCACGGGGGUCCAUUAAAGACCAUAUAAGAAAAGACUAGAAUUAUUAAGAAAUUUGUGGGAAAUUUGUCUUGGCUGGGAAAGUCGUUUUAGUGAAAAAAACAAGAUCCAAUGCUUUGGUUAGAAAACUCUGUCUUAUGGUUUUGUUUUGCGAGAAAAUUUGUUUAUACAUGGUUUUGGCCAAAAAAUUAUUGCAGAAAACAAUUUUAUAAUUUUGGUAAGAAAACUUAAUUUGCGGUUUUGAUGGAAAAACUUAAUUGAGUGAGAAUACUUUAUUUGUCGAAAAACUCAUUUUUGAUUUUUGUGUGGAAAAAAUCAUUUUGGUGAGAAAACUAGAUUAUGUGGUUUGUUAGAAAACUUAUUUUGUGGGUGCAAGAAAAUAAGAUUUUGAGGGAAAAUUUGUUUAUACGAUAUUGGUGGGAAAUUUGGUUGUGGCUUUUGCCAAAACUCAUUUGGUGGGAGUACUUUUUGGCGGGAUUACUUGAUUUUGCGAUUUUAUUGAGAGCACAUGAAUUAAUGUUUUUUGCAAGAUUUGUUUUACUGUUUUGGAGGAUUGCAAGUUUAACGAAAAAAAUUUGAUUUUCCGAUUUUGGUAGAACAAUUUGAUUUGUUUCCGUGGAAAAAAUUGAUUUUACGUGUUUGGAGGGUAAUUUAAUUUUUGUAGCUCUUAUUUUCUAAAUUUGAUUCAAGUCCAAACCCUAUUUGUUUUAGAUUAUUGGACGAAUCAUGUCUGCAUAGUUCAAACCCACUAACGUUCAUGAUUUCUAUGGUCUAAUUGGUCUAGUGGUUCUUGUCCAAUUAUAGCUUGUGGUCUAAAUUGGUGUGACCAGAUUAGGCCAAUUUAUAUUUGGACACAGAUGGUCGUAUUGUCAUCCCGCCCAUUUUGCAGUAUCACCCACAAUAUAGCUCCCGUGGGGUUUACUGCUUUAUGGCUUUACAAAAUCACUAGGACAUGAGUUUUGGUUGUAUCUAGACUUAGGUUCAAGACCUUUGUCAAGAAGUAUUCAAUCUGGAUAAAUUUGGCCAAUUUACCUGAGUCCAAGCAAAUUUUACUUUUUAGUAUACAAAACACCCUUAAUUUUGUCUUGACAAAAACGAGAAUGGCUCAAAUUUGGUUGCAAGUAGACUUUGUCUACCAACAAGAUAUAUGGACUCUAAUUGCAGAGAUCACUUAUCUGAUUACUUAUCUGAGUUAUCUCCCUUCCCUUGUAUCCC